CUCCUUUUUCUACAGCUAUGCGAUGGAAUGAAGAAGAUGUUAAUAGGUUAGGGAAAACUUAUUGUUACGAUAACGAAAGCGAUGAUUCAGAAUAUGAAGAUUUUUGGUCAAGCGGAGCCCCAGAAGAUGAUUCCAAGCUUCAAAGUAAAUUAAGUGAAGGUAAUCUAGAUAAAGUAAUUAAUACACGUUUUGUUGUUACUGAAAGCGAAAUUUUGUUUGCUAUGGUAAAGUUUACUGAAAAGUAUUUUUUGCCGAUUUCGGCACUUGAAGAUUUGAGCAAAAUGAUAAAUAAUUUUGUAAACUCGCCCGUUCUUCGCGAUUCGCAUUACCGGUUUGAUCAAUUAUUACGGUCUAAAGACGGCUUAGAAUAUCAUGCUUAUUGUGUAGAAUGUGAUGCUUAUAUCCGUCAAUUUUAUCCGAACGAGAAGACGGUUAUAUGUAAAAAGUGCAACAACAACAUAUCCGUCAAGGAAAAGAAUUUUUUUGUUCUUAUAAAUGUAGAUAAAGAAUUAAAAAAUCUAGUUGAAAAACAUGGCGAGUAUUACAUUUCAAUAGUGAAUAAUAGCGAACGAUCGCAAGUUUUCCGUGAUAUAUAUGACGGAAUCAAAUACAAAGAAUUCGUCAAAUCGUUAUCUUUGAGCGAAAGGGAUUUAUUUCUUACUUGUACGUUUAAUACCGACGGGUCACUACCUUUUGAUUAUUCCACAUAUUCAAUCUGGCCGAUCCAAAUAGUUGCCAACGAAUUGCCGCAACAAGUAAGAUUUGAUAAUCCCGUUACUUGUGCCCUCUGGUUCGGUAGAUCGAAGCCAAAUAUGGAAAUAUUUUUAAAAGCGUUUGUUCAAAAUAUUAAUAAAAUCAAUGAAAGAACCAUUCCAUGUAAAAUUAAUGGUAUCUUGAAAAACAUAAAAAUAUACCCAAUUUGCUGCUGUGUCGAUACAAUCGCUCGCGCCCCAGCGCAAGGCCUAAUUCAGUUUAAUGGACGGUUUGGAUGCAAUUGGUGCCUUCAUCCCGGAAAAUCAGUAAAAAGUGAAAAAAAAAAGUUAUAAAAUAUCCACUGCUUGAUAUCGUGCCCGAAAAGCGAACUUCCGAUGGAAUGUUAGCUCACAUGGAGCAGAAAUUAACAACAAAGGCACCAGUAUUUGGUGUAAAAAAAACGUCGGCGCUAAUUCAUAUGCCGUUUUUUGAUUUAGUAGAAGGGUUCGUUCCCGAUAUUUUACAUAUAAUUUUAGGAAUAUGCCGACAAUUUUCACAUCAUUGGUUUGAA
Messenger RNA from Phymastichus coffea, 1264 nucleotides. RefSeq lists its product as uncharacterized. Bases 18 to 1046 code for a protein of 342 amino acids. The transcript is spliced from 2 exons. NCBI's taxonomy places the organism in Eukaryota, Metazoa, Arthropoda, Insecta, Hymenoptera, Eulophidae. The record is from RefSeq and is a predicted model, not a curated record.